AUGUAUUAUUGCAGCGCCUCCUUGUUUCACUUUGCGCUGGCGGAAGAGACCAAUCUAACUACACCGAUCAGCUUAGAGCCAAUCAGUGCUGGAGAACGUCGUCUUGGAACCGACGAAAGUUGCUUCAAUCAAAUUCUCGCUAGUCAGAACUUCAACCAACUUCGGCUGGUGUUUGCUGAAUACGAGAAGGUUACAAAGCACUCGAUUGAAAGAGCAAUCGAAUCCGAAUUCUCUGGUGAUAUUCGAGACGGCCUGCUUGCUCUAGUCGCUGUGGUUCGCAAUCGACCCGCAUACUUCGCUAAAUUGCUUUACGAGAGCAUGAAGGCCAUGUACAAAACUUCCCUUGAGAACAUGAUCAAAGGUGAUUGCUCUGGAUCCUACAAGGACGGUCUAAUCGCUCUUGUCAACGGGAACUAA
Molecule: messenger RNA, 417 nt
Organism: Cylicostephanus goldi
Lineage: Eukaryota; Metazoa; Nematoda; Chromadorea; Rhabditida; Strongylidae
Source: the annotation of a GenBank genome assembly